This is a messenger RNA of Malaclemys terrapin pileata, 821 nucleotides long. RefSeq names its product piercer of microtubule wall 2 (gene PIERCE2). Bases 229 to 582 code for a protein of 117 amino acids. NCBI's taxonomy places the organism in Eukaryota, Metazoa, Chordata, Testudines, Emydidae. Gene Ontology annotation, biological process: axoneme assembly. Gene Ontology annotation, cellular component: axonemal microtubule. The record is from RefSeq and is a predicted model, not a curated record. The transcript is spliced from 2 exons.
GCCGGGGGGAACUACCGAUCCCAGGCAGCCGCGGGGCGGCGGCGUAGAGGUCAAAGGGCAACGAGGCUUGUCAACAAAGGAACCGUCAGCGGCUCCUUGAGGGGCUGGUGCUAUGGCAACGCCGCACGCCCCCGACGCCUGAGCGCUGGGGCCACGGUCCGGAGCCGGCCGGUUGCAGCGCCUUGGACAGCAGCAGCGGCCAGGCUGAGGCGGACCGUGGAAAAGAAAAUGACUUCUGCUGAGAUGCUACCAUCGAGUACCAACACUGAGAAAAUCAAAUCUGUUCAACUGCCUUCCUGUGCAAAUCCUGGCAAUCCUGUGUUUUCCUGUAUGUUGGACCCAAAGACACUCACUACCAAUAAUUUCUUGACAAACCCUCAGCUUUUACUGUUUAAAACAACUUCAAGUGAAUAUGGUGCUAUACCACCUACGUCUCAAAUGGUACCAUGUACCUACCAUCCAAAGGAUGAAACAUUUACAAAACAUUUGUUAACUUGUGGUUUGACUCAACAUAAUUAUAUAAACACUGCCAUUGACAGAAGUAGGGUAUAUGACUACCCAAAUAUGCAGCAUACUCUGUAAAAUUAUACUAUCUGACUUUUCUCACAUAUUUACUGAAAGGACUAGUCAUCAUUUUAGCUUUGGGAAAACAAAAUGCAGGCUUGUUAUUUUUGUUGUCCAUUUUGGGAGUAAAGUGUCAAUACAUAUUACAGUAAAACACUUUUUUACUACAAGGAUCAAAAAGGAUUUUAAGUGAGUAUUUGUUAAUACAUUUCUGUGCAUCAACCCAUACAGGAAUAAAGUAUAUGUCUUGAAAUGAA